Messenger RNA from Catharus ustulatus (Swainson's thrush), 752 nucleotides. It is a transcript of the gene TMEM223, whose product is annotated as transmembrane protein 223. Gene Ontology annotation, biological process: nervous system development. NCBI's taxonomy places the organism in Eukaryota, Metazoa, Chordata, Aves, Passeriformes, Turdidae. Bases 33 to 581 code for a protein of 182 amino acids. Gene Ontology annotation, cellular component: mitochondrion. The record is from RefSeq and is a predicted model, not a curated record. The transcript is spliced from 2 exons.
GUGACCCGGAAGUUCCGGCGGCGCUGCCCGUCAUGGCGGCGCGGGCGGCGCUGGAGGCCGCGGCGGUGUCGCGGGACGUGGUUCUGUUCCAGCACGACCGCAGCCGCUUCUUCCGCCUCGUGGGGCUCUUCUGCGCGGGCCAGGGGCUCUUCUGGACCUACCUGGCGCAUUUCGCCUUCACGUCGCUGCGCCCCACGCCAGCGCCCGGGCCCGGGCCCGACGAUCCGCUGCGACCCCGCGACAACAAGUGGCGCUUCGGGUUCACGGCGUCGUGCCUGACCGUCGGCUCGCUGGUGGUGGCCGCGGGCUGGCUGCUCCCGCUGCGCUCGGUGCGCCGGGUGACGCUGCUGCGGGGCGGCACCGAGGUGACCAUCGGCACCCACGGCCCGCUGGGCUUCGGCCACCGCUCGCUGACCGUGCCGCUCCGGGACGUGUCCGGCCGCGCGCACCGCGCCGAGGUGGCCGCCGCCAUCCCCAUCAAGGUCCGCGGCCACCCCUUCUUCUUCCUGCUGGACAAGGGCGGGCAGCUCAGCGACCCCCGGCUCUUCGAUGUCACCGUGGGCGCCUUCCGCAAGUUCUAGGCUGGGACGGGCUGGGGACACGGCGGAGUUGUCACCUGGUGUCACCUGCGGAGGUCGGGGGGCACGGAGGGGCUGGCACUUGUCACCCUCAGGACUGUGAGACACGCACCCGACUCGGGGGGGCACGGCGGGAUUGUCACUUGUCACCCCCAAAAUAAAGUGUGAAAAACC